Molecule: messenger RNA, 1153 nt
Organism: Phytophthora infestans T30-4
Lineage: Eukaryota; Oomycota; Peronosporomycetes; Peronosporales; Peronosporaceae
Exons: 2
Coding region: 104-1039 (311 amino acids)
Molecular function (GO): phosphatidylinositol binding
Source: RefSeq, a predicted model, not a curated record
CGAAACUUAUUGUAAAUCUGCUUCGUAGUCCCGCAGUCUCAAUCUGCACUCGCCGUCACUUCCUUAACAUCCACAGACCACAGUAAAGCACUUACAUAACCUCAUGCCCGACGUUGUGGACACCAUCCAACCGCUGAGCACCGCCACAACGGUUGCACUCAGCUCGAAUCCAAGCGAGCGGGAGCCAGACUCGACGAACACGCAACUGAAGCAAGGACAGAAAAUCGUCGCAGACAUUCGAGCACGCGAGAUUAGCGCGUCGGCCGCCGUGUUGGGGAGUUGCAUGCCCGAGAGUCAUUAUCGAAACGGCCAAGACAAGAUGGUGCAGUUCACUGGUCUCUAUGUGGUUCGUGGGCCCACGGAGUCCAAGCAUGUGCGCUAUACCAUGGACGUUUCGGUCGCAGAGCUACAGUUACGUGCACGCUGUAUCCAGCGUUUCCAGAGCUUCUUCCUACUACGCAAACGUCUACUUGAGAUCCUCAAGACUUGUCGUGGCCGCCUGCCAUCUCGCAAGAGCACGUUGACUGGAUUCGAGGACGAGUCGUCGGUUUCCGCCGGCGCAGAACUGGUGGAGCUUUUGACUCGCCCUCGCUGCAUCCAGUGCGCCCAAUGCGAGUCAACGUACCAGCAACUGGCUGCGGUCAAGUUCCCACGUCGCACUCUGUUGCCACCGAGUCUUCAGGACGUCCAGGAACGAUCUCAAAUGCUCGAGAUUUUCCUCGACUACUGCGUGCGGAUCGUCUCGGCGUGGCCUGCUUGUCAGCGCAGCAAGCGGUUGUUUGUCGCUACGCUGGGCAAGUUCAUCGGUGUGGAUCUAAAGGCACACCUUGCCAACCAGAAGGAAGUUGGCGUCUCGGAAACUCGUACCACCGAAUCCUCCAGCGAGGUUGUGUACCUGCCUUCGCCACGCGAAGAGAGCGAGAACGUCGGCGACUACGAAGAAGAUCGUCACACGGAACCGAACUUCUCCUUCAUCUCUAACCCGUCCAAGGAAAACGAGGAAGAUGCAGGCAUGGUGCGCUCACUGUCGCAUCGUUAAAGUUGCUGGAAACUUUACGUGUUAGUUGCGUCAAAAGAUAAUUCGCUUUUCCCCAACUUUUUCAUUAUUUUCACUGAUACAAUCAUUUCGAAUCGAUUACUGGCAGCUUUGUAA